AGAUUUUAUGACAGUAUCAAACAAUGGAAUGGCGAUGCCGUCUGUUCCGCCAAAAAUCGACUGCUCCGAGGCAAUUCAGGAUUCUCCAAAAUUCCGCGCAACAGUCGCUCAACAUGCAAUGUAUUUUAAUCGAUUAGAGAAUCGGCUCAACGAAAUGCUCCGACACAUCACUGCAAUGAUUGAUUUCAGCAAAAAUUAUACGAACACGUUUUACAAAUUAACGGUUUCGGUGAAUCAAUUAUGCGAUGAAAGCUUCUCCGGCAAUCCAUUGGCGUCUACAACAUUCCAAGGAUUAUCAGAAGCCUAUGCACACACUGUUAACCUAUUUCGCACGUAUUUCGACCAUUCAAAUGUGGUCACUUUCACGAAACUGUCGAAUUUCAUUAAAAUUGAGCUCACAAAAGUGGCAGAAUCCCGUGCACAUUUUGAGAAUAUGUCCCAAUCAAUGGAUGAUGCAUUAGUCAAAAAUGCGAGUAUUUCAAGGCAAAAGCCUGCAGAUGCGACAGAAGGGCGAAAUGCACUUACUGCGGUCGGCACUUGCUUCGCACACACCACACUCGACUACGUGGCAAAUAUUAAUAUUGCACAUGCACACAAGGACCAUAUGAUUCUCGAUGCGUUGUGGACACUGGUUCGCGAAUCGUCGGCGUUCUUCUCAAAAGGGCACGCCACGUUCGACGAGUGGACAGCUGCCGACAACGGAGCAAUCGCCGACACAAUUCAGACAUUUGCUGCUAAAUCGAAGCUCAUCGAACGUAAGAUGCAGGAUGUACAUUCGCUUGUUCCAAAGGAAAUGUUCCAACACCCAUCGGGUAUGCCAAUCGAGCCAGAUGUGAUGAUGGAAGGAUAUCUCUACAAAAGAUCGUCGAACGCCUUCAAAACCUGGAAUCGACGAUGGUUUCAGAUAAAGGAUAAGCAGUUGCUCUACUCGCACCGAUCCACAGAUCUCGAGCCGGCAACCAUCAUGGAAGAGAAUCUUCGCAUUUGUCUCGUUCGUCCAGCCCCGUCUAAUAUCGAUCGAAUCGGAUGUUUCGAGCUCGUCACUCCAACUCGGAUUCACUUGCUCCAAGCGGAUUCGGAAUCUCUGUGCCAAGACUGGAUGCGGGCUCUUCAACGAACUAUUCUCGCACUUCAUGAGGGUGACUCUGUCGAUGUGGCUUCUACGAGUCCACGUAAUAAGACGACUUCCAUGUCAUCAGGUGUUACUUUGACAAGUGCUAACGCGAUUUCUCCGUUAUCGAAUGCAAUGGAUGUCACGAAAGGAAGAUCGGUGUCGGAUCCGGCGUCGACAUACACCUCCGCAAACACUUCAUCCAUCUCCACGGCCGCCGGCUUUUCCUCUUCCACGACCGCAUUCGAACAAGUCCGCCGCGUCCCAGGCAACGAAGUUUGUGCGGAUUGUGGCUCACCGGCUCCAAAAUGGGUGAGCAUCAAUCUGGGCGUUGUGCUCUGCAUUGAAUGCUCCGGAGCUCAUCGAUCACUGGGAGUUCAGACGUCGAAAGUUCGAUCACUUUGUAUGGAUUCAAUCGAUAAUGAGCUUCGGGAUGUGCUUCUCGCAUUGGGAAAUCGACAAGUUAAUGAAAUUUUCCUAGCACAUCUCCCACCGGCCGAUUCAAUUGUUCCACCGCAAAUCAAUGAAAAAUCGGCAAGACCGGCACGUGAAGCAUGGAUUAAGGCGAAAUACGUGGAACGGAGAUUCGCGGUGGCCGAGGAUACACGGGCGAGAAGUUCGGCCACGAAUCGACAGGAACAUUUGAAGCAUAAGACGAGUAUUGGAGGAAAUAGUAGUAGUAAUGGAGUGAAUAGGAGUAGUUCGUAUGCAGAUGUUCAGGAUGCUGAAAGUGGGGGAUUAUUAGAUGCUGAUCCGUGGUCUGCCGACCUAUCGGUUCCAGUGCCAACUGCCUCGAAACGUCUCUCCGCUUGUGGUUCAGACACGAAUCUCGAUGCCAUCGGUUCCUCAUCAAUUGACACAAAAACUGUUGAAUGGGAUUCCGUAAAAGAAGCAUGUGAAUGUGGAGAUCUUUUGGCUCUGAUGACAGCUUAUGCUCAAGGAUUUGAUCUGAAUGCACUGCACAAUGGAACCACUGCACUUCAUAUUGCCACAAGGAAUGGGCAAACUGCUGCAGUAGAGUUUUUAUUGCUCAAUGGAGCGAAGAUUAAUAUGCUCGAUGAGAAGUUGAAUACGCCAUUGCAUUUGGCUGCAAAGGAGGGACAUACCUUACCCGUGUGCCAACUUCUGAAACGUGGUGCUGACAGUAACCUAGCAAAUGUGGACAGCAAGACACCGUUGGAUAUCGCAAUGGAGUGCACACAUGCAGAUAUUGUUACGCUAUUCCGUGUGACAAUAAUGCGAAACGACUUCAACGCGGACUUCAACAACCCGAUGGACGAAACCGUGGAGGCAGUCAUCUCGGAUAUUGCUCGCCGAGCCGCCACAGAGAAAGAGCAAAAGAAGACAGAAUCGCUGAAGAGCACUAGUGACAUUUAGAUUUGUUUUUUCUUCGCCGACAAUUUUCCCCCCGCCAUAAUUUUUUUCCUGUUUUUCAACAUUUCCAGCCAAAUUUCUAUCGCUUCUCUUCAUAAAUCUUUGUUUGUAAAUACGCCCCCCCCCCCCCCCCCC
Caenorhabditis elegans is the source of this 2620-nucleotide messenger RNA. RefSeq names its product Truncated cnt-1 (gene cnt-1). The record is from RefSeq and is marked reviewed. The transcript is spliced from 12 exons. Gene Ontology annotation, cellular component: apical plasma membrane; plasma membrane; cytoplasm. The coding region runs from base 8 to 2488 and encodes 826 amino acids. Gene Ontology annotation, molecular function: GTPase activator activity. NCBI's taxonomy places the organism in Eukaryota, Metazoa, Nematoda, Chromadorea, Rhabditida, Rhabditidae.